This is a messenger RNA of Dendronephthya gigantea, 1240 nucleotides long. Its product is annotated as malate dehydrogenase, cytoplasmic-like. The transcript has 8 exons. The record is from RefSeq and is a predicted model, not a curated record. Gene Ontology annotation, molecular function: L-malate dehydrogenase (NAD+) activity. The coding region runs from base 138 to 1148 and encodes 336 amino acids. Gene Ontology annotation, biological process: oxaloacetate metabolic process; malate metabolic process; tricarboxylic acid cycle. Gene Ontology annotation, cellular component: mitochondrion; cytosol. NCBI's taxonomy places the organism in Eukaryota, Metazoa, Cnidaria, Anthozoa, Malacalcyonacea, Nephtheidae.
AAAAUAGCCGGAAAUUCGUGGCAAAGUGCACGAGUGUUGAUCGUGCAACUUACAUAAUCUUGCAAAGACCCUCGGCGGGAUCACUUCUGUUCUUCCUAUCAGUACUGUAAGAACAACGAACUUUGAACCAAGACAAAAUGCCAAAAGAUCCAAUAAAGGUUUGCAUCACUGGAGCCGCUGGUCAAAUAGCUUAUUCCCUUCUUUACUCAGUCGCAAAGGGAGAUGUCUUCGGAAGUGAUCAGCCCUUGAUUCUGACCAUGUUGGAUAUUCAGCCAAUGCUGGGAGCUUUGGAAGGUGUUUGUAUGGAAUUACAGGACUGUGCCUUCCCCCUGUUGAGAGAAGCCACUCCUACAGCCGACGAAAAGGUAGCUUUCAUGGACAUUGAUGCUGCUCUCAUGGUUGGAGCUUUCCCACGGAAACAGGGCAUGGAGAGGAAGGAUUUGCUGCAAAGAAAUGCAAAGAUUUUUGAGUCACAAGGAAAAUCGCUUGAUCAAUAUGCGAAAAAAAGUGUGAAGAUAGUGGUUGUGGGGAAUCCUGCAAAUACAAACUGUUGUAUCUUGAAGCAUUUUGCACCAAGCAUUCCUGCAAAGAACUUCUCUUGUCUUACAAGGCUCGAUCAGAACCGUGCAUGUGCCCAGAUUGGUAUGCGUCUUAAAACUAGUGCUCAGAACGUGCGUAAUGUGACAAUAUGGGGCAAUCAUUCCUCGACCCAGUACCCCGACGUGCGCCACGCCUCUGUGACUCUGGACGGCGUCGAUUAUAAACCAGUCAGGGAAAUGGUGAAUGACGAUAAUUGGCUUCAUGGAGACUUCAUUACGACCGUUCAAAAGCGUGGCGCGGCCGUGAUUGCUGCUCGCAAACUCUCGAGCGCCAUGUCAGCUGCUAAUGCUAUCUGUGAUCACAUGAGAAACUGGUGGUUUGGAACUUCUGAGGGUCGCUGGGUAUCAAUGGGGGUGUUCUCCGAUGGUUCUUUGUACGGGAUACCCGAGGGAAUAAUUUAUUCCAUGCCCGUGACCAUCGGGGCUAAUCGUGAAUACACGGUUGUGCCCGACCUGAGCAUUGAUGAUUUCUCUCGUGAGAAAAUGGAUUUGACCGCUCAAGAACUUGUGGAAGAGAAAGAAGCUGCGUUUGCAUUUCUUGGUGCAUGACUAGACCAUGAACAUUGUAAACUGUAGAACAGCGACUUAUAUCAUAAUAGUACUCUACCAGGCUUCACAAAUAAAUUUUGCUUCAAGAUUAA